AUGGGGGUUUUAAAAUUAUCACUUUUCGUUCUGGUAUUGUCCGGUUUGUUAUAUAUCUAUAAAGAAUAUAAACGUACAGAGAAUUUACAAAUACCUUUCGAUGGACGUUUUCAUCCAGAUUUUAAAGAAGUUGUGAAUAAUUUCAGAGAGAACUUUGAAAGUGGAAUUGAGAUUGGAGCCUCUCUUUCGAUUUUCCACGAGGGGAAGUCAUUAGUGGACGUAUGGGGUGGGUAUGCUGAUGUGACCACAAAGAGACCCUGGACAGAGGACAGACUCUCCAUUCUUUUUUCCGCCACUAAGGGAGUAACUGCUUUGUUGAUAGCAGUUUUUGUGGACAAAGGAUGGUUAGAUUACAAAAAGCCUGUGGCGUACUAUUGGCCGGAAUUUGGGGAAAAUGGAAAACAUGAAAUAACCGUAGAAAUGCUCCUUAGCCAUCAGGGAGGUCUAUCUAUAACAAAUGGAACAUUUCCAAUACAGUGGAUAGAGGAGCAACCAGAGAAAGUCUAUAGGUUUCUAGAGCAGCAGACCCCUUACUGGAAGCCUGGAACUGCUUAUUACUACCAUUCUAUCACAUACGGUCUUUUUGUUGAUUCCCUGUUAGCAAAGGCGGAUCCAAAACACAGGAGGGUGGAUCAAAUUUUUAAGGAAGAAAUAGGAGAUAAAUUUGGCAUUGAAUUUUACAAUGGGCUUCCAUAUCAUCUGUACUAUAGGACAGCGAGGUAUGAACCAACUCCAUUCACUUCUGUGUUGUGGAAGACUCUUACUUCUCUUGACUUUGAGCCACUCCUGACCAGGUACAAAUUGAUGGACCCGGAAUCCAUUAUGGGCAAAUCAUUUAUCUCCGGAACUGAUGCAAUUCCAGUGGAUACAGCAUUCAAUAUCCCAGAGUAUACUAAAAUUCCACAGUCUUCUUUAAAUGGAUAUAGUAACGCUAGAAACCUUGCAAAGCUGUAUGGAAUCAUUGCAAAUGGCGGAAAAAACGACGAGGGAACUCUUCUAUCAGAGAAGAUAAUUCAGGUUCUAGAGGAACCUCUAACUUCUGGAGUCAGUUUGGAUGGAAUGACAAUUUCCAAUUUUGGCCGUGGAGUUAUCGCUUUGAUUGAGGAUAAUCAACUGAUUGGGAUCGGACAUCCUGGGUAUGGAGGACAAAUAGCAUAUGCAGACACGCGAAGGAAGACGGGAUUUGCUUACGUCACUUCCCGAAUAAAGGAAGUCAGAAGGGGGGCCUUUUAUGAAGAAGUCAAACAGUAUAGAGAUAUAUAUUACAAGUGUCUAAAGAAACAUUUGCAAAACAAGAAAGCUUGAUGGUUGUAUGAAAAAUAAUCUGUUUAAAGGAAUAGCGAUUAUACUAUGUAGGUU
This is a messenger RNA of Saccostrea echinata, 1359 nucleotides long. RefSeq names its product beta-lactamase domain-containing protein 2-like. Bases 1 to 1305 code for a protein of 434 amino acids. The record is from RefSeq and is a predicted model, not a curated record. The transcript is spliced from 8 exons. Lineage: Eukaryota; Metazoa; Mollusca; Bivalvia; Ostreida; Ostreidae.